Messenger RNA from Monodelphis domestica (gray short-tailed opossum), 3732 nucleotides. The record is from RefSeq and is a predicted model, not a curated record. NCBI's taxonomy places the organism in Eukaryota, Metazoa, Chordata, Mammalia, Didelphimorphia, Didelphidae.
GGCCGGGCGGUGGCUUAAGCGUUUUCUUGGGUAUGAGAGUCCGAGGAUAGGAAUUCAAUCGGGAUGGGAUUGCUUUUUCCUGAAACCCCAAAAGUCCCCCUUUGUUGAGGAGAAUCCCAAAGGACUAGAGCCACUGUGCUUUAUCCCAGAGGGCAGACCAAGGAAGAAGAGGUAGAAGCAGUGAGAGGGUUAAUUCUGGCUCCUUGACUGCCCCAGGAGCUCCUUGCCCUCACUGGACGACUCCAAGCAGAAGUGGACACAUGGGAGCCCAGGAGGCCCCGAGCUGUUCACACAUUGAUUGGGAAAAUCUCUUCACGGAAUCCCCGAGCCCCAAGGGACCUCAGCUGGAGUGUCGGGGCCAGAGUAAUUCUGCCUCAGAAUGGCGGGGGUCUCGGGAGCGGAACCCAGGCCUCCUGGGAGGUGGGGGAGCCUUCCCAAGAGUCCUCUGGCCUACUGAGUACCACUUCUUCCCCCUGAGCUUGCCCCUCCACCCCCCAGUUUUUCAGACUGGCUGCCAUUUUACCAGGCCUCACAGAUCCAUCCAGAAUCCACCUCUUCAAUCUCAGUGCCCGACUUUCUAUUUCUUCCUGUGGGCCUCGCCCUCCCCUCCCUUCCUCCUCACUUUGACCAAGGCUGUUGACCUCCUCAAGGGAGCUCCUCUCUGAGGAGGGAGUUCAGGGGACCCCUGACUAGAGGCCAUCUAGGUCUAGAUCCUCCAGAGAAGGAACAGCCCUCACCUGCCCACCCGCUCCUUGAGUUCCACUCCCUCCUCAGAACCCAGCUUUGGGGGAGCUGCUUAGAAGGGCCCCCAUGUUCCCUCCCCCCUAACCACAGCCCCAAGGUGUGAAGACAACAGCAGCUCAAAGCAGCCCCCAGCCUUCCUGCCUGGAGGAGGCCAGGGGUGUGGAAAGGAUACAGGUGCUCCUCUGCUCUUCACACCUCUGCCACAGGCCCGCCUGGAGCUGCUUCCUUCUGAGUAAUUUCCUUCCCUCCUGACCCCAGCCCAGCCUGCCUCUCUUCAGAGUCUGGGGGAGAGGGGAGGGGGAAGGGCAGGAAGGGGGGCCGGCUGCCUCCCUCCCCCCUUUCCUCUCCCAGGCUCAACUCUUAUCUCUGCCCAUCACCCCUGGAGGAAAUCACUGGCUGAGCAAAGCCCCUUCCUGAUUCUCUACCCGCUCGGUUGGGCAGGGCGACAGAGGCGAAUCCUUUGAUCUGGUCAGACCCUGGGUGCCAGUGGGGAGAAUGUCCAGACCCAGACACGGUCCCUGGACUGGGUUCCAGUUGUGCCUCUGCCACUGUUCCUGGGGGGCCUUUGACCCACUGGGCUCCCCCUGUUUCAUCGCCUAGCUGUCCGCUGCCAGCUCCCAGAACCCUCUCCAUCUCGGAUUCCUUCAGUGCCAGGGGCAGCAGAGGUUGCUCUAGGCUAAGCCUGGCUCAUGCCCUCCCUGAAGCCAAGCACUAUGGACACGUCAUCUCCUUUGAGGCCCACCACAGCCUCACCAGGCACAUCCCAGAGGGGUCAUCACCUCUAUCUUACAGACGAGGAAACCGAGGCAACGGCUCGCCUGGAACCAGCCCCAAGUUGGGGUGCGACCCGGGGUAAUGCCAGAUCCGAGGCCAGCCCUUGAGUCACCAGACCACACUGCCCCAUCGUGCCCUUCUCGGUCCCUGCCCCAGUCCCUGCUUCCUCUUCCUCGCAAGUCAUGCUCCUCUGAUGAGAGGGUCUAGAAGGCGGCUUCUGCUCAAUAUCUUCUUUAGAAAGAGGGAGGGGAUCACCACCAUUGGGUUUUGGACUUCCCGAGUGGAGCCCGAUGCCCAGCAUGCAGCAGAUGUCCCAGAAAUGUUGGUUCCUGCAUCAAUGCCCCCUCCUGCUAUUAGUCCCUGAAACGGAGGCUUCUCCUGGGGAUCACCUCCACUGGCCUUUGGGUUCUGGCCACCACGGAUCAUCUGGGCUGAAGCUUUCCUUCCAGAUGCACCAAGCCACGAAUUUCAGCCCUGGCCCAGAAGCAAUGCCCAUCACUCAUCAUGCCAAAGUAGCAGCAGCAGCAGCAGAGGUGCUGGCUGGUGGGAGGCAGAGAGCAGCACACAGCCUCCAACCCCUGGAGCCACUUUUGCCCAGGGCUGCUGAGCUCCAGGACAGCCAUCAUGUCUGCAGUCCCUUCCCAGCACCUUGUGCUGGAUGAUCUCGCCUUCCUGGAAAACAGCAGUUUUCCCUACGACUACCCAGAAAAUGAGUCGGCACCCUGCUGCUCCUCUCCACCCUGUGGCCAAGACAUCAUCCUGGCUUUCGACCAGGCCUUCCUGCCCGCCCUCUACGGCCUUCUCUUCUUCUUCGGCCUGCUGGGAAAUGGAGCCGUGGCGGCCGUCCUUGUGAGGCAGCGCCCAGCCCUGAGCAGCACCGACACCUUCCUGCUCCAUCUGGCUCUGGCUGACACACUGCUGGUGCUGACCCUCCCACUCUGGGCUGUGGAGGCUGCCCGGGAGUGGGUCUUCGGUUCUGGCCUCUGCAAGGUGGCAGGGGCCCUCUUCAAGAUCAAUUUCUACGCCGGGGCCUUCUUGUUGGCCUGCGUCAGCUUUGACCGCUACCUGAACAUCGUAUGUGCUGCCCGACUCUACCGGCGGGGCCCUGGGACACGUGUGACCCUCACGUGUGCUGGGGUCUGGGGACUCUGCCUGCCCUUGGCCUUGCCCGACUUGCUCUUCCUCUCAGCCCGGCAUGAGCCCCGCCUCAACGCCACGCGUUGCCUUUAUAGCUUCCCCCCCGCCGGUCACACGGCCCUGAGCAUCCUCCAGCUCCUGGCCGGUUUCCUCUUGCCUCUGCUCAUCAUGGCCUACUGUUACACUCGCAUCCUCCUGGUGUUGUUGGGCUCUCGGGGACAGCGAAGGCUUCGGGCCAUGCGGGUCGUAGUCACCGUGGUGGUGGCCUUUGUCCUCUGCUGGACACCCUACCACCUGACUACGCUGCUGGACAUCCUCCUCGACCUGAGGGUCGUGAGCCGGGACUGCGACUGGGAGAGCCGGCUGGACGUGGCCAAGUCCGUGGCUUCGGGCCUGGGAUUCGUGCACUGCUGCCUCAACCCCCUGCUCUACGCCUUCGUGGGGGCCAAGUUCCGAGACCGGAUGUGGACCCUGCUGGUGAGACUGGGCUGCCCGGGCCGGAAGGCGCUCCUCCGGCCCACCCCAGCAUCUUCUCGGAGAGGUUCCUCUUGGUCUGAGACCACGGAGGCCUCCUAUUCGGGCCUGUAAAGAUGAAGAGCCCGGCUUCGCUUCUCACCGCCUUCCCCUAGUCUACCCCAUUUCUCCACAGAUGCCAGCCUGUCCCCUUCAAGGCCUCCGGCACGAGGUGCGGGGCAGCACUUCUUCCCGGGGGCCAUGGACAUGGAUGACAACCAGGACCUCUUGCUUUGCACUGGCCUCUAAAUGACAUUUAGCUGUUCCGAGGACUUUCCCCAAGCCACCAAAGGGCUCCGGGAGCCGAGGUGGAGAAGCCCCGGGUGAUGCGCGUGAGUGCCCGGAGUGGUGGAACAGCUUGUGCCAGUGGCCAUGGCUCAGGGUGGAGCCCCAGAGAGAAGGCUGGAGCUAGCCUAGCUUUAAGCUCUAUGGCCAGGACAGGAGAGUGAGCCCAGACUCCAGGAGGUGAAGGCCCAGAAAGGCCCUGAGCCCAAGAACCAGACCCUGCAGGCCCCGUGCCCAGAAACAGUAACAAAGGAAAACAAAUAAAAAUGACUUCCCCGA